ACUGAAGGUCAUCGGUUUGAAACCAAGUUUAGAGCAGCCGCAUGGAGAACGUCGCGCUGUGGUGGCAAAGGAAGACAGGAGAAGGAACGAAGGAGAGACAGGAGAAGGGGACGAAAAAGGGAAGGAAGACAGGAGGAAGAAAAAGGAAGGAAGACAGGAGGAAGGGACAAGGGAAGGAAGACAGGAGGAAAGAAAAAAAAGGAAGGAAAAGGAGGAAAGGAACGAAAAAAGGGAAGGAAGACAGGAGGAAGAGGGAAGAGACAGAGGAAGGGACAGGGAAGGAAGACAGGAGGAAGGAACGAAAAAGGAA
Messenger RNA from Homarus americanus (American lobster), 310 nucleotides. RefSeq names its product protein PXR1-like. The transcript has 4 exons. The annotation marks the transcript as partial. NCBI's taxonomy places the organism in Eukaryota, Metazoa, Arthropoda, Malacostraca, Decapoda, Nephropidae. The record is from RefSeq and is a predicted model, not a curated record.